Molecule: messenger RNA, 7664 nt
Organism: Bactrocera tryoni
Lineage: Eukaryota; Metazoa; Arthropoda; Insecta; Diptera; Tephritidae
Exons: 6
Coding region: 872-2392 (506 amino acids)
Source: RefSeq, a predicted model, not a curated record
UUUGUUGCUUAAGUUUCGCCGUUUCGGUCGUGUCCUGGUUACUGAUUUUUGUAACCGCGGCGGCUGACAGAAAAAAUAUCGAACUAGAGAAGCGGAUUAAUUAAUCUCAAAUACUUUGAAAAAGUAAUUUGGAGUAGUUAUACUCAAACGGACGCACAUACAUAUUUAUAAGUUUAAUCUAUGUGAGCUGUUGGGGCGUUAAGUAGACGCGCGUGUGUGUGCGUCAUUCCACACGCUCAGGUGUGUUUUUAUCGAAGGUUGUCGCAGUUUUCAAAUUAUUGCUUUAGGCUGUGAAGAAUAGCUACAUAUAUACCAAAAGCAAGUGUUUCACUAAUUUAACAAAAACAAAAAAUAAUAAAACAAUAGCAAAGUUACGAGAAAGUAUCUUAGGACAUUUUCACAGUGAAAAAUAAAAUAAAAAUUGUGAAAGAAUGGUGAAUCUCAGUCAUCAUUUUACCGCGAAGCAAGUAGAUUAAAAGGAAGAAAUAAACAGCGCAAAACAAACAAAGUAAAUGUACUUAAAAAGACAAAUACAAAUAAAGCAUUUGCAGUAGCAUGGAUUAGCCUCAUCGAGGGUGUUUCAUAAGCAUGCAAGCAAUGGAAAUGAAUGCUUGAAGAUGUGCAAACAAACGGAUCAACCGCAGAGUGAGCAACAACAAACGCUGGCAGCAGAAAUUUAAACGGAUUACAGCGGGGUGCGAAAAUCUCACGCGGAAAUAAAUGGCGUGCGCGCACAUAUUUGUCUAGGUAAAGAGUACAAGUACAAUGCUGAGAGACUAGAUGUUCAUUGUGCAACUUUUUGACUGAUAUUCUUGCCACAACAAGAGACUGGGGAUGAAAAACCUAAAUAAAAAGGAUUUAAUAUCUAAAUAUGCAGAAACAAGAAAAGAGACGCGAACUGCGUCUGAAGAGAUUUUGGCGUUCACCAAAAACAACAUCAUCCGAAGAUUCAACCGGCUAUGAGAGCCCCACACGUACCAAGCCCGCAAGUGACACACAACGUUUCAACCAUUUGCACUACACGAGCUUAGCACAGAGUGCACCGCGAGGACCCGAAAAUGGCACGGCCUACAACAAGCCGACAUGUUCGCUACCACUGCUGCAAGUGUGGCCCAGUCAGCCACAUUUACGACAGGAGGGCUUCGUGCAGUUGCGACGAAACAGCGGCCCUGAGGGCCAACGGGAUUCGCCACGUGGCGAGGCAGAUGGACAAUCCUUCAUCUUCCCUGUCAUUGCCGAGACAAGUACGAGUAGCAGUAGCGGCGCUGGCAGCAGCAGUACGACUGGCGAUAGUGCUGCUGCUAGCAGUUCGACCACCACUACCACCACCACCAGCGGCACCUCCGGCAUCAGCAACAACAAUCACAGCAAUAGCAAUAACUUAAAUAAUGGCAAUCAUUUAACGCUUAGCAACUCCUGCUUAGGCGAACGGCGUCGCAGCUCGCUUUACUGUGAUACUUUGCAUGCGGGCGACUCAGGCAUUGAUUCGGUGCAGGCGUCGCCUUCACCAAACGCACUGCCACCACCACCCGGUGCAUCACUACUCGGUGGUGGCCAGGGUAUGGGCAGCAACUCCUGCAAUGUCUCACCCGCUACAACGCCCACACAGGGUUCACCGAAUCUCUCGCUUGGUGGUGCACGCGCUAGCAUCAGUGUCGGCGCAGCAAAUUAUCGACGCAAAUCCAGUGCGCUACUACAUCCCGAUCAUGCUCGCUUGUUUGCGUUGCGCAUGAAGCAUGCUGCCGCCUUAGAACGCGCACAAACGUCACCGGAUCAAACAUCCAUCGAAGAUGCAACCGAAUUCCAUGAUAAUGGUUUGGCAACGAAUUUGCGCUUGUGCUCUGCGUCUUCGUCGACGACGUCGUCGCUGACUUCCGUCGCAGCGGUUAGCUUAGGCGGUGGCAUGGGAGUGAUCGGUGCAGCCGGCUCCUCCUCAUCCUCCGCUGCGGCUGUGGCAGCAUGUCUAGCUGCCGGCGCUGGUGCGGGUCCACAGCAGCGCGUCUCCGACCCAUGGCUGCAGCCGCAAUCGGAUCGAGAACGUGAUUCGCGCUACGAACGACGUCGUUCCUCAACGAUGACGGCACGUUACUCACUGUUCGAUGCAUUGGAUUUGGAAUAUGUGCUGUUGCGUGCUGCGGCACGCGGUUCGGUCGGCCCGUACUCACUAAGCGAAUCUAUACACAAACUGACAUUUACACAAUCGUUGGCGUUUCCGGCACUGGCACGCGGUCUCGCCACAAAGCGUCGGCGUUCGCAUACGCGUACCAGUUCGCGACCGCUAAACCCCAAUGAGUCGGGUCUUAAUACGUGUGCGAAAGUCGUUACCGCCGUCAUAUUGGUGGGUAUUUCGUUUAUGGUGUUUCUGAUUGUGUAUAAAUUUGUGCGGACGUGAGGUUUACUCCUGGCCCCGACAGAUUUUCCCGUUACAUAUCAGCAAGCGAACGUGAAUGCAAAUGUAUACACGUUCGCAACGGGAAAUGUUAGUGCCAGCAAAACACUGUCGGGGUUCAGGAGAGUAUUGGGUCUGAAAGAUCGAGAUUAAGUGCACAACUGUAACGGAGAGGCGAAAGUCGAGGGUACUAUUUUAUGCGUCUUAUACAAACAUGCAUACUUAUUAAUAAAAGUUGUGAUAAAAAGUAUGUAAUAAAGUCUAAAACCUGCACAAAAUGGCUGCAAUACUUUGUAAUGCUGGAAUCACGCCAUUUUGUGUAACAAAUGGAGCUGACUGUAAAAAGUGUUUCAAUUAAAAAAGUUUUGUAAUUCAAAAACUUACACAAAAUGCCUUUUUAAAAUAGUAUUUGCUACUUUUUAAUACUCAUACAUUUUCAAUACCUACUAUAUAUGCUUAUGUUUGUAUAUAUGCAUAAAAACUUAUGCAUUUGCCUAAAUAACUAUUUAAUAGUCAAAUUCUAUAUUAGAUUUCUUAAUUGCGCUGCUUAAUUAUAGUUCACAAAUAUUGAUUAUCUCUUUUUCUUUUCACAAGUUUUAGAUCAUGGGUUAUGUAUAGUCGAAAAUAAUUUUGAAUGCGUUCCAAUGGUGGAAUCAAACCUUUUAGCCAGUACGAAAUUAGUAAUACAAAGAAAAGUUAAGGAAGGUGCUGAAAAAUUAAUUAAAUAUUCUAAAAGAUAAGAUUAUGAUACCUGAAUGCGAACAAUUUCAGAGGUCUAGCACUAAAAUUCUUUCAGUUAUUUUUGAAGCAAGUAUCUGGCAAUUAAGUGUUCCUCAGGUUUAGUACGUAAUGUCUCUCACAUGGACUCAAGAGCCAUAACCUUAAAAAACAAUUUUUACUUUUAACAAAAAAGGAUCUGCCAAAUGAGAAAAAUGAAAGUAUUACCCGUUUUAGUAUAUUCAUUAAAAUAUUACUGUAACGAAAAAUCCAUACCAUAUACAUAGGUAUUUCGUAAAACACUGAAAGCUUGUUUUUGUACCAGGUUGCUGAUCGCCAUAUUUCCCACAAAAAAUCUCUCUUUGUGGUGCCAGAAACUCAUAAAAAUGGAUCCAAAGAUGGAUCAAAGAUCGAGAAAGCUUCAUUUGCUUAUCACAAGAUUGUUGAGGCGGCAAUAACAUUUCCAAACAGUUUGAAGUUUCAACCGCUAUACAAUAAAAGCUGGACAGUGGAGAAGAAUGCGGCUCAAAUAUGGAUCCAGGCGCUAGGCAUCAAAGCAUAUGUCAGACAAAUAAGUACAGUGCAUACGCUGUCGGCACUAAGAGUUAUCAUUGCUUUCCCAACAAUAUCAAGUGAUGCAGCUGAAGUAAUAAUAAUAUGAUGCCCACUGACAUUCAGGGUGACGAAUGCGAGCGAGUAUACUCGAGUAUGCUGUGUAUAGGAUCGAAAAGCAGUGGCAAACCUCACUCAAAGGACGGUGGACCUACGAACUGAUACCGCACAUUCAUUCAUGGAUCGACAGAUGACAUGGCAUCGAGCACGACAUCACUCCGAAUUGUACGCCGUGUUCACAGUGCUCUGAGCAUGUAUUCUUUUAUUGCCCGCGCUUUUUAAGUACAAGAAAAAAACUUAAAACUACACUCGGUGUUAUUUUUGGUACGGAAAAGGACACUCAUGUGUCAGUCCACUGAGAACUGGAGAGCAGUCAGCGAAGCGGCACCCUCAAUCAUAACAAAACUGAGGCAUACAAAGCAGAGUAGGCGUCCGUCAGUCUGUGCCAUAGAGGAAAGGAUUAAAUGUCUUAUCACUCUCACAAAGUAAUACUUAAUCAGAGGGUUCUGUGGGAGAGUUUGGAGUUGAGAGUAGGUUAGAUUAGUGGAGAAGAACUUUUAGUUCUGGUAAUUCGAGGAACUGCCUACACUCUACUCUGGGUCAGAAAGAUCGCACAGCCAGAUAUGUAUUGCAUUUGACAAGAGGUGCAUAAAUCUACUGCAGCAACGCUGAGGACAACAAUAUACCAUACCGCUAUAAUUUUCUUUUAAUUUAUAUUUAAUUUAAUCUUAAUUUUUGUUAGCGAGUGCUUUCUCAUUUAAAUAUUAUUUGCUCUUUCCAACUAAUAUUUCAACUCUAAAAGUGCCUAUUUAUCCAACAAUCUUUACUCAAGCUUCGAAUUUAUUCAGAGGUAAUUAUAAAGAUACAAUACUUGUAUUUAUACCAUAAAUUUUCUACCAAACAAAAUUUAUAAAAUAAAUGGAUGAACUAAAUAAAUAUCAGUAGGGUGUGAGUUCUCAAGUAAAAAUUUUAAGAAUGAAAUUUCUAGACGAAUUCUCUGUAAUUAAUGAAAAGUUUUGAUAAAGCCAUAAUUUUUUAUAAAUCCGUAAUAACGUGCGAUUUACACCGAAUUAUAUGCUUUGUCGUAAUUAUACAUACCAUGUUCAAACUGGGUUGUUUGGAAAUUUUUUCUCAAUUAUUCCAUGACAAUUAAGAUAUUAACUUUCCCAUUUUUAUGGUCUUCAAUUAGUGUUAGACAAUUCUAUGGACUUAAAUUUGGAUGGAUUUUAAAUUUUAUCUCUGAAAACUAAGUAACAACUUUUUUUUGAAAUCUUUAUACAUAUAAUUAAAUUUUUUGCUCAUAUUUUUGUGGUAAUUCAUGGUCCAAUUAAAAACACUAUACCUGAAAUAAUUUACAUCUUUACAACUUUUUCUUCUUUUCUAAGAAUUUAUUGUUAACUAAACACUAAUUGGGUAAUUAGUUGAUUGCUUAGUGUAUGCUUAAUUGAGAACAAUUAUGAGAUAAAUUUUUGAAAUUAUCUUAAUUACCCAAUUAAGCUGCUUCUGGUUGGACAUGGUACUAGUUUUACCCACAAUUUUUCUAAAUAAUACAAUAGUUUCUUAAAUACUUAAGUCAAAAAAUGUUUUCAAUUCAAUUAAAUUUAUAGUUGAAGAAAAGGAAUUAUAGAAGAUGUAUAAUUAAAAGCCAAACCAAUAAAACUUUCUAAUGUGACCAUUAUAAUAAAUCAAUUAGUGAGCAGAAAAUGCUGAAAUCACUGUAAAACAACAAAAGCUGUGGAGAAGACAAGAAACUGUUUAAGUGAUGGGAGAUACGUAAAUAUAUAUUCAAGUAGUCAACUAGGAAUGUAUGUGGUUAAGUGCAGGGUCGUAUUUUAUAGUCCUUAACUAUCUGUGUGCGAAAAGUUGCUAAUUGUCAAUCAAAUAAUAUGAUGAUAAAAUUCAUAAUUCAAUUAGAUAGUUCUAAAAACGCUGGCUGAAAUUCUAAAGUAUUCUUCUAAAUAAAUGCCUUUACUUGAUCACAAAACAGAAGCAAAAACAAAAACACAUUUCGGCUUUGCUACCAACACAAACCUACAUACUAAAAACUGAACUACACAAAUUUAUAGCCACAAUUAAAACAUUUAAUUAAGUAAAAUAGAGACCAUGCAAUUUUAUUAUGAGAAAUUAUAUGUAUGUAUAUAUUGUGGAUUUUGUUGCAUCGAAAAAUAUAUUUAUAACAUGCUGCUAAUUCCAAAAAAUUUUAGGGAUAUACUGCGUACAGCGUAGCGAACAAAUAUCAUUCUAAUUUGAAUCUCGUUCUAAUUUUAAUUUUAAUUUAAUAUUCCUUCUUAAAUUACGAGAAUUACAGUUACCUUUUACGGCUUUUGUUAGUAGUCAAAUAUCUUCAGCAGUAAUGCGUCGAAUGUCAUCGGCAAAGGUGUCAAUCCUACAAAAAUACGUCCAGCGGUAUUAAAUUGUAUGACCUUGGAGGUCACCACAGACUCAUGAGGCAAGAUAAUGAGUAAAACUCCUUCAAUCAGUUGACUGUUUCGGAUGGAUGUAUGACAUUUAAGGCCAAAGAUCGUCCACAUCAACAAUUUUCCAAUUCAAGUAGUUCAAUUUCAAGUACGAAAGAGUCACUAAUCAUGGCUCUUUAGUGUUCCACAUUAGCUAUAUCAUAUUUGAUGGCUUAAUUUUUGAAGAAAUAUGGAUCUCUGAUUUCCUCUACCCAUAAAGUACGCCAUGUGGCACUCCUAUAUCAACGAUUUUGUUUAUCAAUGUUCAUUAAAAUUUUUCUGUCAAAAACAGGAUUUGUCGCCAUCUCGUUUUGAACCCAUUCAGCGAACGUUCUGAUUUAUUUCUGACUCUAAAUAAAUAGGUAUUUCUUCGUAAAAUCAACCAUAAUUGUCUCUAAGUGCUCAGGAUAGUGUAAAUUAGAUUUUUAAUUUUCCAAUAUUAAUAAAUAAAAUGGUUAAGUAACAUCAAUAAAUUAAGCAAGACAAUCAAUAUCCUCCUGAUACCAGAUGACGUCUUGAUAAAGUUUUGAACCACCUACCGAGUCGAUGAAGGUGUAAUUUGUUUCCCUAAUAUAAUAUUGAAGCUUAAUUUCUAAGUAUUUAAUUGUCUCUACGCACUAAUAGUCGGCGUAUCGAUAGUACUUAAGUCCGCAGAACAUGCAAAUAUACUAUGAGCAAAAAAUAGUAAGACUGUUCACAAUUUUAAAAUUCUUAAUUUAUUCUCCAAAGGUCUUCAAUUGACGCAAAACGGUUUCACCGAAGCGGUCGUUUGAGUUUGCUGAAUAGCCGAAAGCCACACGCAGCUAAAUCAGGUUAUAACGUUGGUUGUGGCGCGAUAUUGGUAGAAAAAUUGGCGAAAAACAAACGAAGAAUCAAUGCAGGCUGCGACUGUGCAAAAACCAAGAGAUUUCGGUCCAUAUCCGGCCUCUUUUUUAUGAAAAGCGUGGCACAAACGACGCAUAACACCCUGUAGUAGUAUUCCUUGUUGAUAGUUUGGCCGGUCGGAAGAAUUCGGAGUGUACAACACUUCGAUAAUCGAUUGAUUUUUGGCCUGCGCUAACGUGGUGUUUUCGACUUCGGAAUACAUUGUUGCACAGAUGUUAUGAACGUUUCGGGUAUGAGAAAUUUGAUUCCGCACACAAAAUUUAAUGGAACUUCUUCAUUGAAUAAUUUCACUCAUGGUUAAAAAUACAUAGAUGAAUGCACUUUAUGUACUUCAGGAAAAUUUUGUUUUGAUGUUACAUUUGACACAUAUGUUACCGAUAAUCAUACCAACCUAGAAAAUAAAUAUUUCAACGAAUGGGGUUUCGCGCGAAAUUUAAUUUAAAAUGUCUUACUGUUUUUUGCUCACAGUGAUAUUUGAAUCGUAUUGUGCGGUAGAAAAUGUCGAUGUUUCCCAAUAGUAGGGGAGCCCAAGAGGGGAUUUUUGCAGUUACUUAAGCGUGUCAGAAAACUUUAUGGGGAGAAACAUUGGACCUUUGUAUGUACCC